Coffea eugenioides is the source of this 2642-nucleotide messenger RNA. RefSeq lists its product as uncharacterized. The transcript is spliced from 10 exons. Bases 14 to 2326 code for a protein of 770 amino acids. The record is from RefSeq and is a predicted model, not a curated record. NCBI's taxonomy places the organism in Eukaryota, Viridiplantae, Streptophyta, Magnoliopsida, Gentianales, Rubiaceae.
GAAAAUAGAUACAAUGGCGAAGCAGGAGCAGCAGCAAUGGAAUGCCUGUAGUAAUGGUGGUGGAGGAGCGAUUGAUAAUAGCAGUUGUAUUAGCAGAAGCAGCAGCAAUGGCAAUAGCAAUGGGGGUUUGCAAUUGCAGUCUUUUUUCAAAUCCAUAUUUUCCAAGGAUAACGACGAAAACAGCUUCAGAAAACGGGGGAAUGAGAGCUUCUUUGUUAAAAGAGACGGUGGUGAUACCGAUGACUAUGGAAACGACGACGACGGUUCCAGCGCAUGGGCUAAACUGCCCGUUCCUCAUCUUUCUCCUCUCGCUCGCUCCGUGAUCUCCCGUUGUUCCAAGAUCCUUCAGAUAUCACCUGAGGAUUUAUACCAGUGCUUUGACAGAGAGUUUCCUGAUAAAGUUAAACAACCUUCAAACCAUGCGAGGAAUUUUCUUGAAUUCUGUUCAUACCAAGCAAUUGAUCUAUCAACUACAGGUGCUGAUUAUCUAAGUAACAAGGAGUUCCGUCGCUUGAUGUUUGACAUGAUGCUGGCAUGGGAAUCUUCAGGUGUUGAGAAUGAUUUAUUAGCCAAUGAAACCACCUCUUGCCGUAACAAUGACAGGGAGGACGAGGAUAGCUGGUCAUUUUUCUAUUCCAGUUCAACAACUAUGGCUGUUCAGGUUGAUGACAAGAAAACUGUUGGUCUGGAGGCUUUUGCUCGAAUAGCUCCUGCCUGUCCAAUUGUGGCUGAUAUAAUAACAGUUCAUAAUCUUUUUGAUGUUUUGACAAGUUCUUCAUGUGGUCGACUUCAUUUCCUUAUAUAUGACAAAUACCUACGGAGUCUUGACAAAGUGAUAAAGGCUGUAAGCAAUGGAGCUAGCACACAAUUCAUGUCCAACCUGUCACUUGCUGAGGAAGAGAUCAUAUUAGAUAUAGAUGGCACAAUUCCCACACAACCAGUUCUGCAACAUAUUGGAAUCUCUGCCUGGCCUGGACGCUUGACAUUGACCAAGUUUGCUCUCUACUUUGAAUCUGGUGUUGGUUUAUAUGACAAAGCUGUGAGAUAUGAUCUUUCAACAGAUAUAAAACAGGUGAUAAAACCAGAAUUAACUGGACCGUUGGGUGCUCGACUCUUUGACAAAGCUGUGAUGUACAAGUCGAUAUCCAUGAUGGAGCCUGUCUUUUUUGAAUUUCCAGAAUUUAAGGGCAGUUCACGACGGGAUUAUUGGUUGGAUAUUAGUCUUGAGAUCCUACGAGCGCAUAGGUUCACUAGGAAGUAUAAUCUGAAAGGAUACCAAAAGAAUGAAGCACUUGCUAGAGCCACUCUUGGAAUUUUGCGAUACCGAGCAAUUAGAGAGGUAUUCCACAUUUUCUCUUCGAAUUACAAAACUGUGCUCUGUUUUAACUUGGCUGAGAGCCUCCCAGGAGGUGAUAUGAUCUUGGAAAAUCUGUCGGAUCGGUUUGCUCUUGUGAAAUCUGGAGCUGUUAGACGCGAUGUUUUGGCUUUGUCAAAUGUGAAAAAACAGAUGAUACUCCCUGUUUCUCUUCUAACACUUGGUAGACUUGGAAUUAUUUCAUGCAAAGAAGAAGGCAUGAAUACAGAAGCAACUUUUGGUCAAGGAGAUAUCUGUGUUGGUGAAAUAAGUCCUCUUGAAUCUGCCGUAAAGCAGUUAAAACAGAACACAGGAAGGGCAGAAGCUGCACAAGCAACCGUUGACCAAGUGAAAGUGGAAGGAAUUCAUACAAAUUUAGCUGUAAUGGAGGAGUUACUGUACCCACUUAUUGUAUCAUUUAAAUGGAUUCAACAGUUAGCCUCAUGGGAAGAGCCUUGGAAAUCUAUAUUGUUCUUGGUGUUGACUAGCUUUGCAAUAUUGAGGGGGUGGAUCAACUACAUAUUGCCAUCAAUUUCUGUAAUAUUUGCAGGUUUUAUGAUCUGGCAAAGGUAUACCAGCAAAAGGAGGCCACUGGAAGCAUUUAAAAUCAAAGCUCCUCCCAGUAAGAAUGCAGUAGAGCAGCUUGUAACAUUGCAAGAAGCUGUCCUUCAAGUUGAGGGCUUAAUUCAGAGUGGCAAUGUUGUUCUACUGAAACUACGGGCACUCCUUUUUGCUAUAGUACCCCAGGCAACAGACACAGUUGCGCUCUCAUUGAUUGUCAUAGCUGUGGCUCUUGCAUUUGUGCCUCUCAAGUACCUCUUCCUAUUAGCUUUUGUAGAGUCCUUCACAAGAAAUAUGCCCGCAAGAAAAGAAAGCAGCGAAAGAUGGUUCAGGCGUAUGAGAGAGUGGUGGUUAAGGAUACCAGCAGCUCCUGUUCAACUUGUAAAAGUUGAGGACAAGAAGAGGAAAUGAGUAGGAUGACAAACAUGACUUGCAUGUAAAUAGAAGUUGCAAGAUUGUUAUAUCCCUAAGCAAAUCAUCUCCGUAAUUGAGUUUUGUUUGACUUAUAAACCAUGAUUUUCAUUAUUUUGUAGGUUCUUUUUUUUUUGUGGACAAAAAGAAAUGGAACAUUUCAAGUUCCUCUUUUUGUGGACACGAAGCUGUGGACGACCUACAGUUUGAGCAUACUGUUUCCGAGUUUUGUGUUUCGGAAUACAGUAGAUUGAGGCAUUUUCCUGUGAUUGUUGAAAAAGUUUAAAUGUAAAUGAAUGAGAAUUGUUCUCCGUCA